Molecule: messenger RNA, 4360 nt
Organism: Tachyglossus aculeatus (Australian echidna)
Lineage: Eukaryota; Metazoa; Chordata; Mammalia; Monotremata; Tachyglossidae
Gene: OSBPL8
Product: oxysterol binding protein like 8
Exons: 26
Coding region: 202-2895 (897 amino acids)
Cellular component (GO): membrane; intracellular membrane-bounded organelle; cytosol
Molecular function (GO): cholesterol binding
Source: RefSeq, a predicted model, not a curated record
GGGAGCCGCGGCGACGACGACGACCUCGGCAGCAGCCGUUUGUGGCACGAUCGGACGGUUGCCCGGACGCCUCACGCCUCGGUUGGCAGAUUGUUGAUUGGGAGAUAAAGUGAAUUGCCCAGUGUCAGUGGUAUGUCUUGCCAGUUUUCAGAAUGGCCAUCCAUUAAUUAAACAAGUGGUGUAAGCAGAUCCUCUUCCACGAUGGAGAUCAUUUUGGGAGAAGCAGAGGCUGAACGAGCUUGGCCUCAUGGUGAUAGCAAAGACUCAUUUGGGCCAUCAACUGGGGUAACAAACAGUGAUGAAUCUCAGCUUCUGACGCCUGCAAAGAUGAAUCAGCGCCAGGCAAAAGAAGCCUAUCUCACGCCAACCAAAGACUCACUUCAGCCCUCCCUCAGUCCGGGAAGUUUUCACAGCCAGGCUCAUUAUCAUCACAAAGGUUUUGACCGAGGGAAGGAUGAUGCCCUGCAGAAUAAGGAAGAUUCAUCGCAUACUAUCUCAAAAAGCAAGUCUGAAUCCAAGCUCUACAAUGGCUCAGAGAAGGACAUUUCAUCUUCAAGCAAGCUUACAAAAAAGGAAUCUCUUAAGGUGCAGAAGAAAAAUUAUAGAGAAGAAAAGAAGAGAGCCACAAAAGAAUUACUCAGUACAAUCACAGACCCUGCCGUGAUUGUUAUGGCUGAUUGGUUGAAGAUUCGUGGAACUCUAAAGAGCUGGACCAAGCUAUGGUGCGUGUUGAAACCUGGAGUGCUGCUGAUUUACAAAACCCCCAAAAAUGGUCAGUGGGUGGGGACCGUGCUUCUGAAUGCCUGUGAACUCAUUGAACGACCAUCUAAGAAGGAUGGCUUUUGUUUCAAGCUUUUCCACCCUUUGGAGCAGUCGAUUUGGGCAGUUAAGGGUCCUAAAGGUGAAGCAGUUGGUUCCAUCACUCAGCCCUUACCCAGCAGUUAUUUGAUCAUCCGAGCUGCUUCCGAGUCAGAUGGCAGAUGCUGGAUGGAUGCACUGGAGCUGGCUUUGAAAUGUUCGAGUCUUCUCAAACGGACAAUGAUCAGGGAAGGGAAAGAGCACGACCUGAAUUCUUCAUCAGACAGCUCUCAUGUGACUUUCUACGGUUUACUGCGUGCCAACAAUCUCCAUAGUGCUGAAAAUUUCCAGUUAAAUGAUAGUGAAAUGGAAAGACAACAUUUUAAGGACCAAGAUAUGUACUCUGAUAAAUCUGAUAAAGAAAAUGAUCAUGAUCAUGAUGAAUCUGACAAUGAUGGACUGGGGAAAAGUGAAGAAAGUGACUCGGAUACAUCGGAGAGGCAAGACGACUCUUACAUUGACCCUGAUCCGAUCGAGCUUUUAAAGGAGACUGCGUAUUUGGAACAGAUUCAUGAAGAACUUGGAGAGGCUGGUGAGGCUUCUCAAACAGAAACCGUGUCCGAAGAGCACAAAAGUCUGAUUUGGACAUUACUGAAGCAAGUUCGCCCAGGCAUGGAUCUAUCUAAAGUUGUUCUACCUACAUUUAUCUUGGAACCGCGUUCCUUUUUGGACAAGCUUUCUGAUUACUAUUAUCAUGCCGACUUCCUCUCUGAAGCUGCCCUUGAAGAAAAUGCAUAUAACCGCUUGAAAAAAGUAGUGAAAUGGUAUUUAUCAGGAUUCUAUAAAAAGCCAAAGGGCCUGAAGAAGCCAUACAAUCCUAUUCUUGGUGAGACAUUUCGCUGUUUAUGGAUUCAUCCAAGGACGAACAGCAAAACGUACUAUAUUGCCGAGCAGGUGUCCCAUCACCCACCAGUAUCUGCUUUCUAUGUCAGCAACCGAAAAGAUGGAUUUUGUCUUAGUGGAAGUAUCCUGGCCAAGUCCAAGUUUUAUGGUAAUUCCCUAUCUGCCAUAUUGGAUGGAGAAGGACGAUUAACUUUCUUAAAUAGAGGUGAAGAUUAUGUAAUGACAAUGCCAUAUGCUCACUGUAAAGGCAUUCUCUACGGCACGAUGACUUUGGAGCUUGGGGGAACCGUCAGCAUUACAUGUGAAAAAACUGGAUACAGUGCAGUUCUUGAAUUUAAAUUAAAGCCAUUUUUAGGCAGCAAUGACAGUGUUAAUCAAAUAUCAGGGAAAAUUAAAUUGGGAAAAGAAGUUCUGGCUACUUUGGAGGGCCACUGGGAUAGUGAAGUUGUUAUUAGUGACAAAAAGACUGAUGUUUCAGAGACCUUCUGGAAUCCAACUUGUGACAUUAAGCAGCGGAGAUUAACAAGAUACACUGUCAAGUUUGAAGAACAGGGAGACUUUGAGUCAGAGAAGCUGUGGCAACAGGUUACUCGAGCUAUAAAUGCCAAAGAUCAGACAGAAGCUACUCAAGAGAAGUACAUUCUGGAGGAAGCUCAAAGAAAAGCUACCAAAGAAAGGAAAGCAAAGGGUGAAGAAUGGACUUGCAGGUUGUUUGAACAAGAUUCAAUCAGCGGAGAAUGGCAAUAUAAAUAUGCUGAUACGAGACCAUGGGAUCCACUGAAUGAUAUGAUACAAUUUGAAAAGGAUGGCGCCAUCCAGACAAAAGUCAGACAUCGGACUCCAAUGGUGAGUGUUCCUAAAAUGAAGCGUAAACCCAGUAGUCAACAGAAGAAAGGGCAGAGUGGGUGUUCCUCCCCAGAUCUCGAUAAUCAAGACUCCUCUGGAAGUGAAGCUCAAUUACUAAAACCAACAUCAAGAACAAGAAAGAAGGGGAUAGAUCUUGCAGAACUACAAAGUGCCAUUGAGUCUAUAAAACAAACACAAGAAGAAAUUAAAAGAAAUAUCGUGGCUCUACGAAAUCGUGUGGCUUCCAAUCCAUCAGCCCUGGACAACAGUUUCCUGCAGCAGAGGGACUAUUUCAUCAUUUUCCUCUUGAUUCUGCUACAGAUCCUCAUAAACUUCUUGUUUAAGUAGACGGCCUUGUCAGAUUGCAGCCACAGACUGGAAUGAUCAGAUUUAUACUGGGACCAUUUUUCAAGUUGGUUUGGACUUCUUAAGAAUGCAAUAUUUCCAAAAGAACCUUAGAGAUACAUCGAGAGGCUAUGCCUCAAAUAUCUUCAUGCUUAGCUGGAUUCAGAACUCUACUAUUCCUGCAAAACCUGCUGUUUAAUUGGGGAAUGUAUAAGUGCCAGUAAACUCUUACCUUUGUAGGAGUAUGUGUUUGUGUGUGUGUGUGUUUGUGGAUAUACAUAUAUGGACAUAUAGGUAUAUCUGCAUAUAUACCCACAUAUCACAUGCCUUAUAUGCACACACGUACAUUCUUAACUGACAAUAGUGUAGUGUAUGUUGUCAAAAGUUAGUGAUACAUUAUUACCGAAGAUAUUCUGCCCAGUCAUCUCAUAAAACAGACGGAUUUUUAUUAAUGUGGAAAAAAAUGGAAAAUAGACCUGUUAUAGUUAAUUAAGGCACUGCUAUAAAAAUCUUUCAAAGCACCCAGCUUGGAUGCUCUUCAGAAGCGAUGGGGUAAAACCAAUGAAUGGUGAAAUUUGAUAGAUGCACUGGGAAAGACAGGUGACAUUUGUUGGAUACAAUAAGUUUACAUUAGAUCUCUGCUAAUUUGCUUGUUCCCCUUGACAUUUAAUAACUUUUAUACAUGUGGGUAUAGGUAUGUACCAAUAUAUGUAUCAACAUAAAAAUCUCUGAGUUCUGCAAUCCUUGCUAUCAUGCUUUAUGAUGCCUCCUUGAUCCCUUGCUAAAAAUAGUUCCUCAUAUUAGGCCCACAAGAACCUUUCUGCUGUUGGCCUAUCAGUUCUUCCAUUAUGAACCCGAAUUUCAGGGAAGAUUAACGUGGCUUUUCAGUUUGAUCAGAAAUGGAUGAAAAAAAUGCUUUGGCUGUUAAGGUUCAAAUACCGACAAUUCUUCCGUAGUGUUCGUGGACGGGGAAGCAGGGAAUAUUCCUGAAGCAGUUCCCUGAAGCAUUCAGGAAAACUCAUACUAGAGAACUCAUGUCUUGACCAGGUCCACACAUCUGCACAAACUAGGCUUUUCCAGCAUUAUAUUCAGAGAGGUACAGGUUGCGGGGAACAUCCCCUAAUUCCAUAAUGGUGUUCUACCCCAAAUGUCUCCCGAAAACACCACAUUACUAAGGAAUUGACCACAGUAAAAAAUUGCCUUUGCUCUCUGAGGCUUUUUCAAAGAUUCCCUAGAAUGCAGAAAUGACCACUCCUUGGCAGCUAGCAUAAUGUAGACUAGUUUCUUUGAGUGGUUUAUACACCAUAUAAAAAGCUGAGACAGCUCAGGUUUGUUUCAUCAAUCAGCAAUCAGCAUGCUUUAGGAAUCUCUUGCACUUUUCGUUUCGAUCUUAAAUUGUUUUGUAGUAAGGUAAAAUGCAAAAUGAUAGUAAUGUUAAAGGUUUGAUUUUAAAUGCCAAAAAGGGAAA